Molecule: messenger RNA, 441 nt
Organism: Penicillium robsamsonii
Lineage: Eukaryota; Fungi; Ascomycota; Eurotiomycetes; Eurotiales; Aspergillaceae
Exons: 2
Coding region: 1-441 (146 amino acids)
Source: RefSeq, a predicted model, not a curated record
AUGACAGCCGCAAAAAGCCCCAAGUCUGUCGUGGAGUUUCUGCACGAAAUUCUUGUGGCCCCCGGUUGGAAUGACAGGAUCUGGCAAGCUGCCUUUUGUUUGGCGUUUUUGUUCUGUUGGAGCAUGACUACUGUGCUUGCAGAGCUGACCCAGGCUUGGACUCUUAGAUUUUUAAGCCUGCACGCCCCUUUGAACCCCCCCCCCCUUCAACCUCACCAGCUCCACCAGCCCUACCAGCCCCAGAGUGCUCCGAGAUCCUUGUUGUGGCAGACAUACCCCCAGUACCCCCAAUACCUCACAGGCGCCGCCCCUCAGGCGUCUGGCCGCACCUCUGGCCACCUCCACCUACGCCACUCUCGCAGUACUAUGCAGAGUCGGCCGCCACAACAGGUCACACCCGAUAAUCAUUUCGACAGCCUGCCUCAGAUGGAGCGAGGAUAA